AUGUUCUCCUCUUCUGCACCACCUGACCUCAGCCUGAAGACCCUGGGAGACGUCUCAAGAGAUGGCAAAAUCAGGAGGAGAUCAAGGUAUGAGGAGAGCUGGUUCCUGCUUCAUAAAAGGACUAAGGACUGUGCCCGGGCAGCAGAGGCAGUAGACGGUGACAUCGUGAUGCUGUCUGCUCACUGGGAGAGGAGGAGAGCGGCUCUCACUCAGCUCCAGGAGCAGCUGCACAGCCUGCCCAGCUUUGUCAGUGAACUGGAUGUCAUCACUGCUAACAUAGCUCAUCUGGAGGGGGACUUUGAGGAGAUGGAAAGCAGACUGGUGUACCUGGAAACCCUGUGUUCUCAGUGUGAACAGCAGUCUCUCAAAAAGCAGCAUAUCAGCCAGCUAGAAGCCUACAAGAAGAGGAGAAGGUGGGAUAAGUUCACCACGAAGGAGGUGGAGUCUCUAGAAGUGGAGCUAAAUACGGAGCAUGCUCAGAGGAUGGCAGAACUGGAGCAGGCUGUGCAACAAAAACUGAGAGAACGACAGAAGGUCUAUGAGGAAGCAUUCUACCAAGACAUGGAGCAGUAUCUAUCCACCGGGUGCCUGCAGCACAGAGGGUCAGCAGGACCUGAUGUGGCUCUUUUGGAUCAGAUGACCAUCACCAACAUAUCAGACCAGGAAGCUUUGGAUGACUUCUUGAAUUCCACUGGAGAUGAUGUCAGCACUGGAUCUUCACUGACCUCAGGGCCAGACCUGGAAUCCUGCUCUUCUGAAUCACUGGAGCAGGCCCCUCUGACCACCCCAGAACGAGCAGACCAGGGAGCAGCGUGGCAGCAGGAGGAGGAGGGCGAGGAGCAGCUGGUGCAGCCGGACGAGGAGGACGUGCAGGCCGACACCUCUCUGGUCGGCCUGCAGGACAUGGGUCAAGUGUGGGGCUCUGACGAGAGCGACGAGAGCGGUGCCCCGCUGAAGACGUGA
Menidia menidia (Atlantic silverside) is the source of this 963-nucleotide messenger RNA. Lineage: Eukaryota; Metazoa; Chordata; Actinopteri; Atheriniformes; Atherinopsidae. The record is from the annotation of a GenBank genome assembly.